GAUGGUGAAUUAUAUGAGGACAUUUGAUGUUUUGAUUGGUGCAAUUAAGUUCAGUUUUCUUGGUAGAUUCGGAAUUAAAUAAUUCUCUGCUAUUUUUCCGUGAAAUUUUUCAGUUUUUUUUAAUGGAAAGGAGAACGGAGUUUGCCAAGAAUAGAAUUCAUCCUUUCUUUCCUUCAAAUCGAUGUUUUUCUUGAGAUUUCUUGUUGCUUGGAUUUGGUGAUUCCGUGGUUAUGGAAGCAUACAAAAAAAUUUACAAUGGUUCCAUUCUAGGUGUUUAAGAAAUCAUUUUUGUGUAUUUUUAUAGUAAUUUCGGCUUUCCUGCACGUGGAUCUCCAUUUCUCUUCCCCAAAACCCUGAGCUUUCCUUAUUUUUCCCAGACAUAGUUAAAGCCUCUCCUGUUGCUCGAAUCACGGCCGAUUCCCAGGUAAAACCGUCGUUCUUGGCUUUUUACCUGACCUUGUUUCCAUUUAUUGUUUUACCCUAUCUGAGUUGGGUUAAAAUAAGCCACACCUUCCUUCCUCCUACCAUUUCUCCCACUCCAUUAAAUUCCCUUCCUUUCCAGUGCUAACGCACCCACCAUGGCAUUCUCGUGAGAAGGACAGAAGACAAGCAACCAAAACACCAAUUUUUAUGUUAUAAAGAAAUGAGUAGCAUACACAUGACCGUCCAUUGUUAGACGCACCUUCUGCGGUUAUCCUGCACCUCUGCCGAGAGUCUUCGUAUGGUCUGGCUCAGACGUCGAUCCCUUUCUAGUUACCCAACGGCCGCGCCUGUGCCCGCCAUCCAUGGAAAACCCGGCCCGAUCUCCCUGAUUUGGCCUUCUUGCAAUGAAUUCAGAGUGCCCACUUCCUGAUGAUUGCCGCAUUGCCCAAUUUUCCCCUAUUCAGAUCUCCUUCUCAUCAUCUUUUAUGGUUUUGUAUAGGAAAAAAAGAUUUGAGGAUCUGGUGCCAUAGCUGUAAAUAAGUUGCUUUCUGAAGAAUCCAUCAAUGUGGUUUGCUUUGGAGGGAGUUGUGGAUGGAUGUGUGUAAACUUGAGCCACCAGGGACCGUGGCGCAGCAGAAGGCAGCCCAGACGGAAGAUACUCAAAGGCCCCCUUUGGUCCCUUCUGAGAAGAACAAUGCUGCCCCGGCCACCCGCAAGUUGCGGACGAGGGAAAUUACUUCUAGGUACAAGUCAGGGAUCUCAUCAACUCCUACUACUCCGAGGCGAAGCCCGUCUCCAAGUGCUGGUCGCCCACAUGCCAUGCCAGGAACUUCGCUGCCGAAGAGAUCUCAAUCAGCAGACAGGAGAAGACCCACUACGCCUUCAUCGAGGUCCUCUGCACCUUCAUCCCCAUCGUUUAAGCCUUCCACACCCUCUUCGCCAUCUUCAAGGUCUACCACACCAGUGCGUGAUGCAGUAACAGAAAUGCAUAACACUUCACGACGGUUGCUCGGCAGCCGGGCUCCGGAUGGCUUCUGGCCUUCUAUGCGGAGCCUGUCUACUUCUUUUCAGUCAGAAUCAAUUUCAGUUUCUGUUACUAAGAGGGACAAGGUGGUUACUGGUUCCUCUUCAGAUCGCACAUUGAAGUCGCCGGCAAAUAUUGCAGCGGAGAGGAAGAGGACUCCUCUGAGAGGGAGGAAUACCUCUGAGCAAUCAGAGAACUAUAAGCCUUUGGAGAACUUGCAUGCAAGGGUCAUAGAUCAACAUCGCUGGCCUGCUAUGAUGGGUGGAAAGGUAUCUGCAAAUGCCGUGUCAAGAAGUGUGGAUCAUACCGAUAAUAUUAACAAAUCUAUCUCUUCGUCAAUUCCAUAUCGAGGGGUUUCACCAAGGAGAAUGCCUGCAUCUGAUGGUGCAGGUAGAGGCCUCCAACACUCAUUAAGUGAGGUGGCAAGGCGACUGGCUCCUGAUGGAAGUCGUAAAGUACAGCAAAAUAUGAGUUUGAGUGUAAAUGUAUCUUCACAUCCUUCAGGAAGAUCUUCAUCAGCAACACGUCCUAGUAGGACUCAGUCGUCACCAAGUCCAGGUUUACAUCGUCCUUCAUCACCAAAUAAGGCUUUAUCAACAACCUUGACCAGGGGAAUGUUGAGUCCGUCUCGGUCAAGGCCAUCAACUCCAGGAAUGCUGAGUCCAUCUAGGUCAAGACCGUCAUCCCCCAUGUCAUCAUCUAGCAGCACAAUUUCUCAAGCAGGCAUGACAUCCUCGAUUUUCAAUUAUAUUGUUGAUAUGAGAAAAGGAAAGAAGAAUGCAAGCCACAUAGAAGAUGCACAUCAGCUGCGGUUGCUGUACAAUAGGGACCUGCAGUGGCACUUUGUCAAUACCCGAGCAGAUGACACUAUAUCCAUUCAGAAAAUGAGGACAGAGAAUAUUCUAUACAGUGUGUGGAAUACUGCUUCAAAACUGCGUGAUUCUGUUAUAAUGAAGAGGAUUGAUGUGCAGCAGCUGAGGCAAGAAUUGAAGUUGGCCAUGAUUUUGAGAGAACAAAUGGCAUACCUUGAAAACUGGGCGGCAUAUGAAAGAGAACAUUGUUGUUCUUUAUCUGGGGCAAUUGAAGCUUUAAAGGCAAGCACGCUACGUCUUCCAGUUACUGGAGGUGCAAGGGCAGAUGUGCUUUCUGUGAGGAAUGCUGUUAGUUCUGCAGUUGAUGUUAUGCAAGCUAUGGGAUCCUCUAUCUGUUAUUUGUUAUCUAAGGUAGAGGGUACAAAAGCUCUGGUUUCUGAAUUAUCAGCUGUUGCAGCCAAAGAAAGAGCAAUGCUUGAUGAAUGUAGAGAAUUAUUAGCUUCAGCAGCAGCAAUGCAGGUGCAGGAGGCCAGCCUUAGAACACAUCUCAUGCAGUUGAGACAGCACGCAUGUAAGCUGGAGUAGCCCAAAGUAACCUCUGAUGAUGAUGAGAGCCCAGUGCUCUCUGUGGCUAACAACUUACAGUUGGUAGAGAUGACAACACGUGUUAGGCUCAGUCAGUGUAAAUUUGUCUUCUGUGGAUGGGCGCAUUCAUAUUGUUUCUUUCAUUUUUCAUUUUUUUUUUCUUUUUUCCUGUCUUUUUUCUCUUUAUUAUCUUUUCCUUUCAAUGGGCUGCGCUAUAUUCUUUCCCCAUGUAAUUUUUUAACCAUUCGCAUGGAAAGAAAAAAGAAAAAUGCAGUGAAUUGAAAGCCAAAGGGUAAAGGAGUCUAGCAGAAGUGCAUGUGCUUAUGUGAACACUAACUACUUACAGCCUGUUGAGGCCCCGGAUUGCAGCUAGCUGAGAGGAUAAUUUUUCUCAUUGCACUAUGGUAAUGAGGUCCUUCGAUGAUGAUUUACAUGAGGUUGUCUGAUGAGCAGGGAUCUGGGUCAGAGGACAUUGUUAGAUCCCAAAUUUUGAGAUAGAACCUGUUUUGGCAUUUGAUGACUGGUUUUGCAAUCUUACACUUACUGAAUCCAUCAGCAGUUAAUCGCAUAGGACCUGGUUGCUUAAGUAGUAGACAUAUUUCCCAGGGAUUUGUUUGUAGUUAUCGUUGUUGUUUUUGUCAGGGAUUUGUUUGUUGUUAUCGUUGUUGUUCUUCCUUGAACUGUGUUAAAGGUCUGCAAAUUGGUAAACGGAAAAGGCUGCUCUUAUUGCUGAUUGGAAACCUAGAGGUAGUCUGCUCCUUUUUCUUUUUGGUGUUUUUUUUAAUGGUGGAAUAAAGGUGGUUCUCGUGCCGCACAGUUAAUUGUGCUUA
Molecule: messenger RNA, 3674 nt
Organism: Phoenix dactylifera (date palm)
Lineage: Eukaryota; Viridiplantae; Streptophyta; Magnoliopsida; Arecales; Arecaceae
Source: RefSeq, a predicted model, not a curated record